ACAACACUCUUCCUCUUUUGUCAAUUGUUAAAAAGUCAAAUCCUCAAUUGUUCCUGGUGGAUAUAAAUUAGCCUAAGAAGAAAAUAGGGAUUUCCCUCCCCCUCCUAAAACAAAUACAUAAAUUAAUACUGCUUGAGGAUAAAAGAGCUGCUUGGUUUCUCUCAAAUACUCUCACUAGAGAAUCAGAGAAAAAUAUGCAAAGAACAUUGAUAUAAAAUAGAAAUUUUAAAAUAUAUAAAAUCUUUUAAUGCAAUAUUAAGAUUAUAACUUUUUAAACAGUCAAGAAAUGCAUAUAUGACAGUAAGUUGUUACAGUAGUCUUAAAUUACACAUACUGUACAUGGCAAUAGAGGGUCCUGUGGCACCUUUAAAACUAACAGAAGUAUUGGGAGCAUAAGCUUUCGUGGGUAAGAUCCUCACUUCUUCAGAUGCACUGUCCAUACAAUUUAGAAUCCAAUUUUGCCCACAUAUAAAUCCAUACAACUCCUGUUGAAAACAAUGGACUUUUUUUUUUAUUGAAAGUCCUCUGUAUAUUAAAGUAAAAGUUGCUGUCUAACCUUAAUAUUAGAUUAAUUUAAGUAAUCACCAUUCUACAGAUUUUAUUAUGUAAGCUCUUGCCUGUGCAGUUUUGGAAUUACAGAAUUAUGAAAGUCCACAGUGGAAUAGCAAUGCAAAACUACAUGUAUGCGUUACCCCACGGUUGAAAAACGAGCAAAAGCCUUCAAUGGAGCAAGCUAUGUGACCGUACCAGAGGACAGUGUUUUUCUUAAAGCAUUACUUUUUGAACUUAAGCUGACAGAUCCAGACAAGAACUUUGUGGAAUAUCGGGAUAGCUGUUCUCGAAUCAACAAGACUUCAGUGUAUGCGCUUCCAACAGGAGGAGGGGACCUUUGGCCUGUCCUGGCCUUUCAGAAGAGUGGUUUGAUAUAUGUUUGUCUUCCCCUAGUUGAGCAAUCCUUGAAGCCACGCCCACCCCUUAUUAGCAUUAGUGGAAUCUCACAAGCCUUCGCUGUCUUAUCAGGAUUGCUGGUCUUCAUUAACUCCAGUCAGAAGAAUGAAGCUGAGAUGAGUGCAAAAGUGGGCCAACUUCCAAGUUUGCUCAUGCAGGCCUGUCCACUUGGCACCCCAUUAGAUACAAACUUGAAUGGCUUAUUAGAUAACAUUCAUGUUUCUACAAACCACACACAGAAACAACCAGUUUGGAGAAUUAGCACAUACAAAGGCAAACCUCAGGUUAAUGUUUGUAUCACUGAAAAAGUCAAGUCCAUGCAAUAUGACAAAAGGGAUGUUGCAGAUAUGUGGCAAGUUUAUGGAACUGUGACUUGUAAGUGUGAUUUGGAAGGAGCUACAUCAAAUGUGACUGUCAGCUUGAACCUCCCUGCCAAUGGCUCUCCACUCCAGGAUAUCCUGGUGCAUCCCUGUGUGACUUCCCUUGACUCUGCAAUUCUUACUUCCUGUAGCGUUGAUGUCAUGGAUGAUUCUGCAUUUAGUGGGCCAUACAAACUUCCUUUCACUCCUCCUUCUGACUUAUUCAAUUUGUGCUACUAUACUUCCCAGGUGCCUGUACCACCAAUUUUGGGAUUUUACCAGCUGAAGGAAGAAGAAUUGCAAUUAAAAUUAACAGUUAAUUUAAAACUUCAUGAAAGUGUAAAAAAUGCUUUUGAGUAUUGUGAAGCUCGUAUACCUUUCUUUAACAGGGGUCCAGUCACUCAUUUGGAGUACAAAGUUAGUUAUGGUCAGCUAGAUGUAUCUCGAGAGAAAAGCUUAUUGGUUUGGGUGAUAGGACAAAAGUUUCCCAAAUCAUUAGAAAUUUCUCUGACUGGAACUGUGACUUUUGGUUCUAUGAGCAAAGAACAACCAGUUGAUCCAAUUUGCAGUGGGAGUACUGCAUAUGUAAAACUUUAUUUUAGGAUCCCAGACUAUACACUUACUGGAUGUUAUGCAGACCAGCAUUCUGUUCAGGUCUUUUCAUCAGGAAAACCAAAAAUAAGUACAUCCCGGGAAUUGAUUUCCUCCGAUUAUUACAUCUGGAAUUCCAAAGCCCCAGCACCUGUAGUGUACAGAACAUUAUUUUUCUAAUUUCCCUGUGAAGAAUUUUUGUAUUUGAACAAAAAAAGACCGCUAUCAAAAGUGAUGUUAAUAUAUUGCAAAGGGGGAGGUGGGAAAGCAGUAUUUUUAAUGAAUAUAUUUGUAUUUAAGUUCCUGUUUUGGGGGGAAACAUUUCAAUUAAAUUAAAUUUAUCUUGUUUGCUUUAAAAUUUUUAGUCCUAGAUACUAUUUGAAAGAAUACACUUUAAAAUCUGAUUCCACCCCUCCAUCUCUACCCCACACACAUCUUCCCGGUAUUAUUAACUUUUACAAAAUAAAGAUCCAAUGCUGCAAGUUGGUAUGGAUGAGCCCUGUUCAGAUGGAAAAUGCCACUGACUUCAGUUUCUGCGUAGGCACCAGCGUCCAUCAACACACAGACUUACAGGCCCACAUAAAGUGCCUGAUCUUACUCCUAUAAUGAAGUCAGUUGGAGUCAGAUUGGACCCUAAGUUAAUAGGGCAGUCCAAUAGCAAAGAAUCCUUUUUAUCUUUGUCUUCAUACAGCUGCUCUUCCCAAUUUGUUUUGUGUGUGGUUCUGUAUGAAGUAUAUAUGAACACUUUAGCUCAUUUAUAUUUUAGUAAUGGCAAAUGAAUUGUAUCGUGCUUUUAAAGUUGGGAACAAUAACCACAUAAUUACAUUGAUAGCAAUAAUCUGGAAAUCUACCUUUUAGAUAGCAUUGUUAUAGGAGACAGUAGCAAAGAUUAUACAGAGAUGCAAAUACAGUUUAAAAAACAAAUCACAGAAUAUUAACAAAAAAUAGCUAACAAAAUUAUCCAAGUUUGUUAACGUGCUGAAAAGUAUCACUAACCCACUUUCGUUGGAAAACUGGGCUUAAAGGCAAGGGAGUGUGAGUUUACAGAGGCAAACCUCUAAUUUUGAGAAGAAAAUUGGUAUCUGCAGGAACACAGGAACCGGACUUUAAGAGAGAUAUCAGGAAAUGAGCAAAUUGUGAAAGGCUGGGGGGGAAAAGAUGGGAACCUGGAGAGCAACACAAAAGAAGAGAAGAAUGCCGCCUCUAAUAACUGAGCACCGUGGCUGCUGCUACAGUACCUCUUGUUUAACUGUACGCUGUGUGAUAAAUAAGAUUAGUGAUUAUAUAAGGAGGAAAGUUUUAAGCUAUAAUUUAAAUAUGCUUAGAUUGAGAUAGUAAUCUAAUUGGUUGGUUAAACGUUCUAAAGAGUAGAUUAAUUUAUGUGAACCAUGCAGCUCAGCUGAAACUGCUAUGCAAACUUCUAAAGGACAGCUACAGUAUGGUGGAAUUAAAAUGACCCAUUUUACAAAGAUGCUGCAUUCAUUUUUACUACGGGACAAAGAGUGCGUUCAUAAAUUUCCUAGAGUUUUGACCCCCACCCUUGCCCCCCAAAGACUCUGUCAUACAUACAGACCAACACUGUGCUCAGAUUAGGCUAGAGAAUGUAAAAAAAAAAAAAAAUUAAAAGUUUUUUUUUUUAAAAAAAGUUAGGGCAUGGUCUGCCCCCCGCCUCCCUAUGUACAAGAAAGCUACAGAAAGGCCAUGAAUCUGAAUUUCACCUUGUGGGGAUUGCUUUGCACCAUCCCAGUAGAGGGAAAGGGGAUUUGUUCACCCUUCAUAGCAGGUAUUACCUUUGUAAUUCACAGAUGUCCAAGAAUCUCCAGGACAAUCUGUGUAUCUUGGAGUAUCAACAGAGGCUGAGGAAUUCAUUGUGUGAUAGGAGAAGCUCCCUUGUCCAUGAAAGCAGGGUUGCUUCACAAGCUAUGCUCCUUUUGGUUUGCCUCCUGUCCAUGCUUCCAAAUCUCCCUAAGUGAGGAAGACUUCAGUGUGCAAGAAGGGAAAGUGAUUGGCAGGAUUAAUUUACGUGCGGAUGUCAGUGAAGGUUUGUAGGGGGAUGAUAGUGCAGGUGGUGUCUCUCCUCAGGCCAUGACCAGCCUCUCUCACCUCACUGGAAACCAUGGACAUCCCAUGGCAGAAAACUCCUUCAUAGUCAGACAAAAUGUGGCUCAUUGGCCUUCAAUGGGAUGUUUUGAGAGCAUGAUUUGGCCCAUAUGUUGGAAAGCAGCUAUGAACUAGUCAGCCUAAAAGGCAAACGGAGGUAGACCAAGCAUGUCUGAGCUAAACAGCUUUGUUUAAUAGCCACAAGACCUCUCUCUGUUGUGGUGAUUGUGAGAUAGCCACAGCAUGAACAAUGGGAAACAGUAUUGUUGGUUUUUUACUGCUAAUUAUAACCACCACAAUCCCCCAUGAUACCUAAUGGAAAUGCUAUCUGAAAAUGUCAUGCCCACAGUGAGAUUACUAUAUAGGAGAGGUUAGAGAAAAAAUUCUCUGUUUUCUCAAUUUGUUUACUUUGUGUAUUUCAUGGUAUGUUGUGUUUAGCCAGGUUCACUGUUUCCCUAUCAGUUUUUCUCAUUUGUGUGGGUCUUUCAGACACAAUAACGGCGAGAGAAACUUUUUUUAUAUCAGGAAAAUGUGAUUGUGAACCCACAAAAUAAAAAGUUCCUGCAACUAC
Messenger RNA from Trachemys scripta elegans, 4569 nucleotides. It is a transcript of the gene AP5M1, whose product is annotated as adaptor related protein complex 5 subunit mu 1. Gene Ontology annotation, biological process: endosomal transport. Gene Ontology annotation, cellular component: lysosome; cytosol; late endosome. The record is from RefSeq and is a predicted model, not a curated record. The transcript is spliced from 8 exons. Bases 684 to 2078 code for a protein of 464 amino acids. NCBI's taxonomy places the organism in Eukaryota, Metazoa, Chordata, Testudines, Emydidae.